Messenger RNA from Drosophila ficusphila, 1791 nucleotides. It is a transcript of the gene Mlf, whose product is annotated as myeloid leukemia factor. NCBI's taxonomy places the organism in Eukaryota, Metazoa, Arthropoda, Insecta, Diptera, Drosophilidae. Gene Ontology annotation, biological process: regulation of DNA-templated transcription. Gene Ontology annotation, cellular component: cytoplasm; nucleus. The record is from RefSeq and is a predicted model, not a curated record.
UUUUAAUCAUUCUGCACUGGCCACACUUAUAAGAAAAACUCGAAAUUUCGUGAAAAUUCUACACACGGAAAAAGAAAAUCCCAAUCAACUGCAAGCCAAUAAUUAAGCCAGGAAAAUGUCUUUAUUCGGAGCGUUAAUGGGGGACUUUGACGACGACCUCGGCCUAAUGAACAAUCACAUGAACCAUACCAUGAAUGCGAUGAACAUGCAAAUGCGCUCCAUGAACCGCCUGAUGAACAGCUUCAUGCCGGAUCCUUUUAUGCAGGUCUCGCCCUUUGACCCUGGCUUCCAGCAGGGCGCUCUGAUGGAGCGUCCUCAAAUGCCGGCCAUGCCCGCCAUGGGGCUCUUCGGAAUGCCCAUGAUGCCCAACUUCAAUCGUUUGCUGAAUGCUGAUAUAGGAGCCAAUCCAGGUGCCUCCUUCUGCCAGAGCACCGUAAUGACCAUGUCCUCGGGUCCCGAUGGCCGCCCUCAGAUCUAUCAGGCCAGCACCAGCACCAAAACAGGACCAGGUGGUGUUCGUGAGACUCGUAAAACCGUUCAGGACUCUCGCACCGGCGUGAAGAAAAUGGCAAUUGGCCACCACAUUGGCGAGCGAGCUCACAUCAUUGAGAAGGAGCAGGACAUGCGCUCCGGACAGCUGGAGGAGCGUCAGGAGUUCAUCAAUCUGGACGAGGAGGAGGCCGAGCAGUUUGACCGCGAGUUCACAUCGCGCGCCACUCGCGGAGCGGGACAGCCAGCACAUCGUGUCGGUGGGAUGCAGGCCAUCAUGCCCGCCCGACCGGCGGCCCACACCUCAUCGGUGACCAUUGAGCCAGUCGAGGAUGACGACGAGGACGAUGACUGUGUGAUCCAGGAGCAGCCUCCUGUUCGCUCCUCUGCGGGCCGCCAUUAUCCCGCUGCGCCAACGGCACCGCUGAACAGUGGCCAUAGUGCAACACAAACAUCAACAGCAGCAGCAACAUCUUCGCCAGCUAUCUACGAUCUAAGCAGCGGAAACAACAAUAACCACGUGAGCUCUCGUCGUUCUUACCUGCGAAACGGCCAUGGGCAUGGCCUGGCCACUCCCCGCCGCCCACUGCGGACACCCCCCUCGCCGCUGGCCACGGUGUCCACUUCAGCAAGCAUACACCCACAUCCCUAUGCCGCCCAAUCAAGGCGCCAGCAGCGCUCCCUGAAGCAUCAACACGCUGAAGACGAGGCGGCCAACUCCUCGAAGGCGGGAAAGCGCGGCAAGAAGCAUUAGUAGCAGCGUAAUCAGCCUCAUGCCAACAUCUUCCGAGCCGCACACUCAAACACACAUAUGGAAGCAAGCGUUGGUCCUGUUCCAGAGCAUCUUUAUGUAACAGCGGGAUAACCAUUUCAAAUACUUUCAUCAUACUUAUUUCUUCAGUCGUUUUCUGUUUUGUCCUGCGUUCGCUCCAACCUCAUUUGUCGGGCACUUAGGAUGCAGAAAAACUAGCAUACACUUACCUAAAACCAAUGUGACUAUUCAACGCCGAAAUCAUUACACUCUCGCACAUAAUCGAAAAUUGAAGGAAAGUAAUGGAAAAUAUAUAAAACCGUUAAUAUAAGUUCGGAAUUAUUUUGUUAAUUCUCAAGAUUCUAGAUUUUGUUAGCCACUAAGCUUUAAAUUACGGAGACCAGAUGCCGUGUAAGGGGAACACAAGCGAUUCAAAGGCUCCACAACAUAGAAAACACUAUAAUUACCAAUUCCCAAUACAUGUAAUUCGUAAGGCUUAAGUAAAUGUUGAUGUGAAUUUAAUUAAACGGUAAUUGCAUUACAUUAGUGAA